AUGCUGUCACCCAGUACUCGUAAAAUCAUAUCGGCCACGGUGCCUGUGUUAGAACAGCACGGCACAACUAUCACUUCCGUGUUUUACAAGAACAUGCUGAGUGAACAUGAAGAAUUGAAAAAUAUUUUUAACAGAACCAACCAAGUACAAGGUGGUCAACCAACAGCACUUGCAACCACUGUUCUGGCGGCAGCCAAGAACAUUGACCAGCUUGAAGCUCUUCUUCCUCACGUUAAGCAAAUUGGACAUAAGCAUCGUGCUUUGCAAAUCAAGCCUGAGCACUAUCCGAUUGUUGGUAAGCACUUGCUUGGCGCCAUCAAGCAGGUACUAGGCGACGCGGCUACUCCAGAAGUCCUGAAUGCCUGGGGCGAGGCCUAUGGUGCCAUUGCUGACAUUUUUAUCGGCGUGGAAAAGCAACUUUACAGUGCUGAGGGGUGGAAUGGGUGGAAACAAUUCGAGGUCGUGGCUCGCGAGCCACAGACUAGCAGCAUCACCAAGAUGACUGUAAAGCCAACUCAAGAGUCUGGACUCCAGGUCGAAACCCUGUCUUUCACUCCAGGGCAAUACAUCACCAUUAAAACGCACCCUACCAACCACAAUAACAAAUACGAUGCCCUUCGUCACUAUUCCAUCUGCUCCUCCUCGUCUAGGUAUGGCCUCAAGUUUGCCUUCAAGAAGGAGGUAACCGGCGGCCACGAGGGCCUUGUUUCCACCUACUUGCACGACAGCAUUAAAGUGGGUGACGUUAUCUCACUGAGUGCUCCCGCAGGUGAUUUCGCUCUUGACAAAACCCUCAUUAAGCAAGACACUGUUCCACUAGUCCUCUUGAGUUCUGGUGUCGGUGCCACUCCAAUUCUCUCUAUGCUUGAACAGCAGAUUGAAUCCAACGCGCAAAGACCGAUUGCCUGGAUUCAGUCUUCCUUCAACGAGGCCAACCGUCCCUUCGCGUCUCAAGUGGAGAAACUUCUGGCCAAGUGCGCCAACGCUACUGCCUACAUCACAAAUACUGAAUCCAUGCCUCGCAUAUCCUCCCAAUACCUUUCUGACAAGAUUACGAAAGGUUCCGACAUCUACAUCUGUGGUUCAGUGCAAUUUAUGCAAGAUAUGCUCCAGUCCGUCCGUCAGCUCGGGAUUGAAGAGCAGUCCAUUCACUACGAACCAUUUGGUCCAAAAAUGGCUACCGUGUCUGUUUAA
Molecule: messenger RNA, 1194 nt
Organism: Lachancea dasiensis
Lineage: Eukaryota; Fungi; Ascomycota; Saccharomycetes; Saccharomycetales; Saccharomycetaceae
Source: the annotation of a GenBank genome assembly